AUGGCGUCUUCAGCGACUUCUCUUGAACGACAGCCCUUGCUGGGAUCGUCUUGGGCAGCCAAUGACUAUCGGACCAUCGCCGAAUCGGCACCUCGAGCUGCUCAGAGGCAAUCACGCUCGCCAUACCUCAGCUUCUUUGUGCGCUUUUAUUUUGGCCUCGGUCUCGUCCUUUUGCUUCUGGUCACCAUCUUGACCAUCCUCCUCGCGAUCAACUACUUUGAACCCAUCCCUCUGCUGCUCCCACCUCACCGCUCGCCUGCCCUUUUGCCACUAUGGUUCUGCUUCCUCUCUUUCGCCAUGCUUGCUCCUGGUCUGCUCUUUUUUGAGCUCGCUUCUCACUCCACCAACUUCUUCCACCUCUUUGUGCUCUGCUGCACUAUCGCAGAUGCCAUCCUCCUCCUUGCCCUGCCCGAGUUCCGCAUGUCCCAUUCCUACCUUGGUUUGGCUUCCGCUGGUCUAUGCCUGCUUUCCACGCUUUGGGCCUUCUUGUCUUCUUUCCAUCUGCAGAAGAAAACAAUCCCGUUCACUCUCAAUCCAGAUCUUGGCGCUCCCAUCGUCGCCGAGAUCCCGCUUUGGCGUGUACAGGCUAAGUGGAGCAGGCGCUUCAAGCUGGUGUGCGCCCUCUUUGGCUCCCUUGCCACCGCUCUUACUGCUGCCCUUGUUACAUUCGACCUCGUCCUCGAUGCCGCCGACUCUGCCUUCAAGCCCCUGGCCAACCUCACCCUUGUACAUCCUACCUCUCUCACAAAACAUCCCGUCUAUCCACAAGACCCGGCCGACGUCAACCCAUAUCCUGUCUCCUUCCGCCUUCACCUUGCCUGCGAAUCCGCUCCUACCGCCCAUCAGCUGGACGGCCCCAAGUCUCGCAACUCGACCCGAGUCACUCCCACUGCUCUCGUAAUGGCAGAGCGUGGCGUAUCUGGCGUCAUGGCAGCACAAUUCCUCCGUGAGAUGGUUGCUCGAUCCGGUUCGCCUUCAGGCCUCAAAGCUCCUGGCGAGGACGGCCACCUGGCUCUCACACGCGUCUGCUUCUGGGACCGCAUCGGUUAUGGCCAUUCCGACUUUGUCUAUCAGCCCGUCUCAGUCCGCUUACAGACCGAAGCGCUCUAUCACGCUCUUCAGAAGCACGACCAGCUCGACCUUAGCAGCAGCUCAAAGAAGGACAACAAGGACAAGAAAGAUGGGCACAUGCUCGGCAAAUUCAUGCUCGUAUCUACCGGCUAUGGUCAUCUCUUUGCUCAAGAUUUUGCCAUCCAACAUCCACAACUCGUCCACUCCUUCCUUCACAUUGAUGCAGAGACUCCCGACUCGUGGUAUACGGACAAAGUUGGCCUCGACUCUGGAGCACGUGCUGGCUUUGCCUCGCGUUACCAUGGCACCUUUGGCUCGCUCUUCUACGACUUGCUUCCUGCUCUUGCAGAGCCGAUCGGCAUUACGCGCAUCAUCGGUUUGCUAAAGGGUAAAUCGGUCGUAGACCGUAUUCUUGCCCCAGGACAACGUGCCCGUGCUGCAGGCCAGCAUGACUUGGCUGGUGGAGGAUGGCGCAUUUGGGCCGCUGGCGGCGGCAACCCCAGACUUCUCAUGUCUUCCUGGUUGGAGCGCCUUGAUGCCAACCUCGGCAGGGCGAGCGCCAACUAUGUUAGACUUAACAAGACCAGCUCUCACUACCGUUUGCUCCUCUCUGAGCGACCGGUUGCAGUUCUCUCAAGCUUCUGGAGGAUGCAUGCGGAUGUCGAAGGAUGGGGCGAGGAGCAGAGAGAGUCGCUUGUUGCUCCAGCCAAGAAGAGCUCCAGCUUGGUAGGCUGGUGGCGCCUCGGCGAUCGCGAAAAGAGGACAGGAGGUGGUGACCAAGGCGGAGCUGCCGGUAUCUGCUCCACCAAAAUGGGGCUUAUCUUCUGCGAAGAAGCUGUUCGCAAACUGAUUGCCGCUGGUCAAUUCUGGAAUUCCACCGCUGCUUCUCCAUUGCAGUGA
Molecule: messenger RNA, 1971 nt
Organism: Ustilago hordei
Lineage: Eukaryota; Fungi; Basidiomycota; Ustilaginomycetes; Ustilaginales; Ustilaginaceae
Exons: 1
Coding region: 1-1971 (656 amino acids)
Source: RefSeq, a predicted model, not a curated record